Messenger RNA from Pogoniulus pusillus (Red-fronted tinkerbird), 3939 nucleotides. RefSeq names its product coiled-coil domain containing 18 (gene CCDC18). The record is from RefSeq and is a predicted model, not a curated record. NCBI's taxonomy places the organism in Eukaryota, Metazoa, Chordata, Aves, Piciformes, Lybiidae. The transcript has 25 exons. Bases 83 to 3427 code for a protein of 1114 amino acids.
GCCGGGCCCGGGGAGGUUCGGCGCGGCAGGAGGGCAUGUUAGCAGUGGGUCCUUGUCACCGUGGUUUUUUUCACAGCUGAGUAUGUGGACUUGCUCAGAAAGUGCUGCUGCUGAAGAUCAGCUUGCAACUUUACAGUCGUUACGAAAACAGCUGAGGAGAACUGAGAAAAGCCUCCAAACUGUAGAGGAAGAGCUUUACAGCACUAGUACAAGUGAACGUUGUGGUCAGUGCUUCAACGAGGCUGUAGACUUCACUUUGGGGGACCUUGUUGAGCCCAAUUGCAACUAUCAAGUUUCCUCCAACUGUAAGAAUGCUGGUAAAACAUCUUGCCAGGAUUUUCAAAGAAAUCCCAAAUCUUACUCAGUGGCUACAGUUUCUGAUAGAACUGUGGAAGAAAACGAACGUCUUAAGGAGAAGCUGGAUGCCCUUCAUGAGCAAAAUGCAGCUUUGACUUCUCAGAAUCACUACCUAAAGACAAGAAUGGAAAAAAUGAACUUGGAAUUGAUGCAGUCAAAUACAAGAAUUUCGUAUCUCGAAGCAACCCUAGGUACACAUUUAGAAAGCAUUCCAAAGCUGAAAGAACAGAUUGUGAACUUGGAAGCAGAGGUUUCAGCUCAAGACAAGAUUUUGAGAGAUGCAGAAGAUAAACUAGAUCAAAGCCAGAAAACAGAAAUGGAAAGAGAAAGCAUGUUACAAAGAUAUAAAAAGGACUAUAAGAAUCUGAAAAUUGAAUUAAUUGAACGAAGCAAGCAAGGAAAGAGAGCAGAACAGCAAAGAAAUGAAGCUUUGUUGAAUGUGGAGGAGCUGACAAGAGCGUUCAAAAAGUAUAAAGAGAAGAUGUCUGAAAAACUGGAUAAGGUUAAAGCUGAAGAAGUAGCCUUGGGAAAACGUUUAAUUAAUUGUGAAAAAGAAAAAGAGGAGUUGAAUGACACCUGUGCCAGCUACAGAAAGGAUCUAGACAUCCUAGAAGAGCAAUUAAGGCAAUUAAAAGAAGAGAACCAUAGCACAAAAGAAGAAAUUAAGACUCUAGAGGCAAAAAACACCAAAAUGGUAACCACGUUGACUCAGUCUGAUCAGAAGAUUGUUGAGCUUGAGAGCAAACUUAAUGAAAAAGAAAUAGUAGUGAAAGAGAAAAAUGCUCUAGUAAGUGAAAAUGCAGAGUUAAGAGCUCUUACCGCACAGCAACAGAACCACUUGAAAUUAUGCCAUCAAGAAAUUGAAGACUCAAGAGAAGAGCUCAGCGUACUAGAAACCAUUAUUUCCCAGUUGUGUCUAAGUACAUCUGAAGAGUUUAAUUGGCAUGACUUGAAACACCAGCUAUCUCGUUCCUCAGCAAAAGAAGCUCUCUCUGAACCUUGUUGUGAAUUGAAUAAACAUUUGAUUGCAGAUCUAAGUAGCAUUAAACCAGCAAUGAAAGAAACAGAAAUUGUAAAGCUUUCUCCAAACUUAUCUAUCUGUACUGGAGCUGAACAUCUUUCCAAUGAUAAUGAAAGACAAGAAAAUCACAGAUUAUGUGGCCUGGAAACAGAGCCUGUCAAAUUGAUCAGAAGUCAAGAAGAGAGGAGAAAGUGUCUACAGUUGGAACUUGUCAGCAAAAAAUUUGAAAAGGAGAGGCAAAGAUUCCAGAAAGAGUUGAGAGAGUUACGUGCUAAGCUGACAAAAGCAGAUGAUGAGAAAUUUUCUUUGAAGACAAGCAUGGCUCAGAGAACCAGUCAGUUUCAAAUCAUACAGGAAGACCUACUGAAGAAAGCUUCUAAAACUGAUAGCUUAGAGAAAGAAAUAACAAAGAAAUCUUCUCAAAUUUCUGCACUUGAGAAACAGUUGGAAGAAAACACUGUUGCUUAUUCUGCUGCAGCAGCAAGAAAUUCUGAGUUGGAAGAGGAAGUCAUGGAAAGAAGCAGGCACAUUCAUGAGUUGGAAACAACUAUCCGUGAAGAACGUGAGCAAAUAACUUCUGCUCUUGAGAAAGCAAAAUUGGUUCACCUUCAGCAGCACCAAGAGAUGGAGAAACAGAUGGAACUACUUCAGACAGAGCUGGAGAAGAAACAUCAACAAUUCACUGAACAAGAGAAAAUAAUAUCUGUUUUGCAACAAGACGUUAUACGUAAACAGCAUCAUAUUGACUCAUUAGAUAGACUGCUGAUAGAGAGCAGAGAGGAAAUGGAAAAUCAGAAUGUCAAGAAAGAUCAAGGAUUGAAGAUGCUGAAAAGUCAGUUAACAGAAGAAACAAUGAAAGUGAGACAACUUCAGUCAGCACUAAAUGUGUGUAAGGAAGAAGUUGCACUCUAUUUGAAUCAGUCAGAAGAAAAUAAGGAGAUAUUUGAAAAUCAGCUCAAGAAAAAGUCUGAAGAGGUUUGUUAUUUACAGAAAGAAAUACAGAUAAAAGAUCAGAAUAUUCAGCAUACAAGUGAACAAAACAUUCUCCUGCAACAGACUUUGCAACAUCACCAGCAAAUGUUGCAGCAAGAAACUAUUAGAAAUGAGGAGUUGGAAGAUAAUCAAAUUAAACUUGAAAAACAGGUAUCCAGUUUGGAGCAGGAGCUUCAGAAGCAGAAAGCACACGCUGAAGAUGAGUUGAGAAAAGUAGUGGUGAAAUUUCGCCUAGCUGCUCAGGAAGCAGAUUUAAACAGGGAGAAGGUGGAUGAGCUCAAUAGUACAAUCAGACAAAUUAAAUUGGAGAUGGAACAGUGCAAGAAUGAACUUACUGGUAUGGAAAAAGAAGUACUGCAGUUAAAACGGGAUGGUGAAGACAAAGCAAUGCAGAUAAAUCAGUUGGAUAUUACUUUGCAAGAAGCACAAUCAAAGCUCAAUGAAAAGACAAAUGAGGCAAAUUGUUUAGAAGAUAAGCUGCUUCACAGUGAGACUUGCCACAAGGAAGCCAUACAGAAAAUAGAAGAUCUAGAAUCUGCAUUACAGAAUGCCCACAGAGAAUUAAAAGUCACUUUAACACGGCUUCAGGAAUUGCAAGGUGCAUUACAGAACGCAGAGUCCUCUCUGGAGGAGAAGCGUGUUGCUAUCAUGGAUCUAACAAGUGAGCUCAGGUAUUGCAAGGGAGAAAUUGAAGGCAAAACCCAAGAACUCCUUGACCUGGACCAAGCAUUGAAAGAACGGAAUUGGGAAUUGAAACAAAGAGCAGCUCAGAUUACACAGUUGGAUAUGACAGUUCAUAAACAUAGGGGAGAAAUGGAACAACAGAUAAUCCGCUUGGAGUGCAAUUUAGAGAAGUCAGAGUUAGAAAUUAAGGAAUGCAAUAAAAAGAUUGAGAGCUUAGAGAAGAAACUCCAGAGUUCUAAAGAUGAGCUUCGUCAAAAAGAGUUUGAAUUGCUCCAGCGAGAUCAAGAAAUAAAUCAGCUGAAGAAAAAGAUUGAAAGAAAACUGAUCCUAGAAGCUCUUGAAAAGGUAACUGUGUUGUAUAUCCUGGUGUAGGCUGAAUCUUGAUGCCCUAAAGGUAAACCAGUUUAAUGAUUUAAGAAUUAGAAAUGUAAUGGCACAGUCUUAUUUGUCUGCUUAGUGGAGAAAUGUGAAUAGGUAAUAACACAUUGCAGACUGACUGACCUAUGUUCUGCAGAAGCUUGUGUCCUGGUCCUAAAAACUUGGUUAUCUAAUCUGCCUGGGAAAGAAGGGGUGGUAUUGUUUGUAUGUGCUUGGUUUUAACUGGGACUAUAGUGUCAUUGUUUUUCCCCUUGAUAUACUAACUUCUUUGCUUGUUACAAGAAAUACUUGUUAGCUAGAGUUAAUUUCUGUCCUGGCCCAUUCUGCUCUUUUGGGACUCUUGAAAUAACUAGAUCACAGGUUUUUUUCAGUGGAAUUGUUCUUUGUUCCUAUUCUAUUUUAAUCUGUAGUGAAGAUCUUGUAACAGAGUGCACAAGUGUGUAACAAUACAACCUUUAGAAGUUAUAAGUAUUCCAAAUAAAGGAACUCAAAGCAUCUUACUUUAA